GAUGAUGUGAAAGGGCAAAACCAGCGUUACAGCAGGCGCACAUCAAUGAGGCCUGAUGCUCUGGACACUUUAGACUUCAGCCUCACUCUGAGAAAACCAACAAAGACUGAUAGCAGCAUCUACACCUGCUCCAUCGGAAAUGAAAGGGAGGAACGGAAACUGGCAGAAAUACAGCUGCAUGUCAAAGACCAAGAACUGGAGGAGGAGGUCGUUGUAGGAUCAGAGUCUGUCAUCCUGCAAUGCAAAACAACACCUGACCUGCCUGAGGACACCACAGUGGAGUGGACAAGAUUUGACAGAGAAAUCAUGAUGGUCCAUGGAUAUUCAAAUGGAAGUGACCACCUUAAGAAGCAGGACGACCGUUACUGUGGUCGCACAAAGAUGAACAAAGACCUGCUAAGAACUGGAGACCUCAGUCUGACCCUGGAAUACCCCACAGAGAGAGACAGUGGAGAAUACAUCUGCACCAUCUACAGGGACAAAGACAUCCUGAGACACAAAGUAGUGCUGCAGGUCAAAGAACAGUUUCCAUCCUGGGCGAAAGCUGUUCUUGUGCUCCUGGUUCUUCUUGUGGUUUUUGGAGGUCUCAUAUAUUAUUUCCGUCAGUAUUUCAUGUCAGUUUAUAAGGUGGGGGUGGAUUCAGGGGUGGAGUCUGUCCAGCUGAUCUGCAAAACCACAGUUUGCCUGCCUAAAGAUGCUAAAGUGGAGUGGAAGGAUGCAAACAACAGGAAGGUCCACAUGUAUGAGAACGGCUCUGACCAGCCUGAAGAACAGGACGAUAAAUACAAGAACCGAACAAAGAUGAAGAGAAACUUACUGGAACCUGGAGACCUCAGUCUGACCCUGCAACACCCCACAGAUGGAGACAACUCCACCUAUACCUGCACCGUGUACAACAGGGAGGGAAACAUCCUGCUGAGGAAACAAGUGAAUCUGAAAGUCAGAGUCCCCCAGGUGGAGGUGGAAUCAGGGGUGGAGUUUGUCCAGCUGCCCUUAAACACCACACUUCACCUGCCUGAAGACGCUAAAGUGGAGUGGAUGGAUAACAAUGCAAAGGUCCAUGU
Molecule: messenger RNA, 1064 nt
Organism: Maylandia zebra (zebra mbuna)
Lineage: Eukaryota; Metazoa; Chordata; Actinopteri; Cichliformes; Cichlidae
Source: RefSeq, a predicted model, not a curated record